Molecule: messenger RNA, 1005 nt
Organism: Aspergillus thermomutatus
Lineage: Eukaryota; Fungi; Ascomycota; Eurotiomycetes; Eurotiales; Aspergillaceae
Product: isopenicillin N synthase family dioxygenase
Exons: 3
Coding region: 1-1005 (334 amino acids)
Molecular function (GO): dioxygenase activity
Source: RefSeq, a predicted model, not a curated record
AUGGGCAGCCUCAGCGGUUCUCCGGCCAUCCCAACAGUGGAUAUCAGCGCAUUCCUCGACCCCCACUCUUCGGAGGAGGCCCGCCAGGCCGUUGUCGAGGGCGUGAGCAGUGCCUGCCACACAUACGGCUUCUUCAAUCUCACCGGGCACGGCAUCCCCAAAGACGCCCUAGAGGAGGCCUUCGAGGUCAACAAAAUGUUCUUUGCCCUGCCUCAGGAGAAGAAGAUGGAGGUUUGGAUCAACAAGUCUGUCGGUCGUUCGUUCAGGGGCUACGAGCCCCCUGGCAUCCAGACUCACCAGGAGGGCUUGCUGCCCGAUACCAAAGAGACUUUUAUGGUCGGCAGAGAAGUCCCGCAAGAUGAUCCCGACUGCGGCACCUUCUCGACCGGCCCAAAUCUGUGGCCCUCCAGCCUGCCCAAGGACCAGUUCCAGGACCGCGUCAUGGCCUACCAGGGCAGGAUGCUCGAGCUGGUCGGGAACAUCCUCGACAUUCUUGCUCUGGGACUGCCCAAAGAAUGGGGGUGCCCGCCGGACGUAUUCAACUCGCUGCUCGAAAAGCCCUCAAUCCCAAUGCGAUUCCUGCACUACGGGCCCGUGCAGGCCCAGGACCCUCGCCAGUUUGGAGUCGCCGACCACACCGACUUCGGGUGCGUGUCAAUCAUCCUCCAGGAGCCCGACACCACAGGCCUAGAGGUGUACUACCCGCCGGCGCAGACAUGGGUCCCCGUUCCUGUAGUUGAGGACGCGUUCGUGGUCAACAUGGGCGACAUGAUGCAAAAGUACACGGGCGGCUACUACCGCAGCGCCCGGCACCGCGUUCUGACCAACAGAGACAAGCACCGUCACAGCGUCGCUUUCUUCCUCAACGGGAACCUCAAACUCAACGCGAAGGCCCUGGACGGCUCGGGAGUCGAGACAGUGGUGGGCGAGCACAUCCGUGGCCGGCUGAUUGAGACCAUGGGUGCGACUGGCAAGUUGCUUCAGCGAGAGGUUGCGAUUGCCUAG